This is a messenger RNA of Wallemia ichthyophaga EXF-994, 807 nucleotides long. RefSeq lists its product as uncharacterized. The record is from RefSeq and is a predicted model, not a curated record. The transcript has a single exon. NCBI's taxonomy places the organism in Eukaryota, Fungi, Basidiomycota, Wallemiomycetes, Wallemiales, Wallemiaceae. Gene Ontology annotation, cellular component: ribonuclease MRP complex; nucleolar ribonuclease P complex; cytosol. Gene Ontology annotation, molecular function: ribonuclease MRP activity. Gene Ontology annotation, biological process: rRNA processing; intronic box C/D snoRNA processing; nuclear-transcribed mRNA catabolic process, RNase MRP-dependent. The coding region runs from base 1 to 807 and encodes 268 amino acids.
AUGAACGUCCACGAGAACAACUUGGCUAGAAACGCAAAUACAAAAAACUCAGUUAGGAAUAAGUCUAAAGCCAGUGCAAGUGAAAGAAAGCCUGCAUUUAAAGCCGUAUUAGAAACACCAUAUCAACUGAAUUGGCCUUGUCCACCAACUUCAAUUUCAAACGGUGUGCUUAAAGACAUUACUGGUUCUUUUACGGAUUUUAAAGCCAAAUUUCCAUCUGAAUCAAUAGCCAAAGGAAUUUCUCCUGAAGAAAGGCGGAAGCUGCGAAGUGAUAAGAAAGUUGAGAACAAGUCUACACCCCCACUCACUCCGCCUUCAACACUUAUCGGUAUAAACUCAGUUACACGAGACAUUGAAGCUGGCUCUACAUCCACUUCGCGUGUUGUACUCGCAUGCAAAAGCGACGUAAACCCUUCACGCUUAUUAGCCCAUUUACCGAUACAAAUUGCAGUGAACAACUCAAAGAACUCACACUCAAUCGUACUCAUUGAGUUGCCUAAAGGCAGUGAAGAAGCAAUGGCAAUAACCCUUAAACUCAAACGUGUGGCUGUCGUAUCACUCACAGAACAACACCCACUCACCGCGACUAUACUACGCAGAUUGGAUGAUAUCCAAAAAUACACACUCACUGCUCCUUGGCUGAACGGCGAUCAGUUGGUGUAUAUUCCCACUAAAAUUAAUCAAUUAGAGACUAGUAUCCCUAGAGACAUGCGCAAGGCUAAAGAGGAAAGAAAAAAGGUACAGGCUGCUAAGAAGGAGCGUAUUAACGCAUACAAACACCAUCAAUCUCUCAAACUCAAAUCUUAA